AUGACAGCUUCAAGUCGGGGUGGACGAGCCGCUCAAAACAUGCUAUCCUCUUCUCCCAACCUUUGCGCACGAUGCGCCUCCUCUUCAGUCUUGCCUAGAUUCCCAGCUCGACUCUACUCUUCCAUCGCCGCAGCCGUAGCCAAAACCCCCACCGAUGCCUCUAACUCGCCGCCCUACGAUGUUCGCUCGGGCAUGAUCCUCACUCGACCACCGCUGGUGACACGGAAUCUACACCCUUUCGAGAACGCCUUCUUCUUCUACCAAAAGCGUCUCGAGGAGCGUCUCAACACCCCCUUCAUCACCGGUAUCUACUUCAAGCCCGACACGGCCCGUCGCUUAGACUGGAACAUCAAGGUCCAGGACCGUCAAGGCACGGUUGCCAAGGAGCUGGGUGUGUACAACGGCAAGAGCUCCAAGGCGUGGGAAGAUGAGCUCAAGGUUGGUGACGAGCUGAGCAACCAUGAGACUAUUGUCAAGUCCUUGCUGAAGGAUGCUGAGGCGCGUGUCAGUGACGAUGCUGAGGUUAUCGCUCCUGAGGACGUUGUCCCCGUUGAACCCCCUACGGACCGUGUAACUGAGGCUGAUCGCAAGGGUGAUGUUCAAAGGCUGGAUCGCCAACUCGAUCGAACCCUGUAUCUCGUGGUCAAGGGCAAGGAUGGGUGGGGUUUCCCCGCGGAUGUGAUUCCCAAAGACGAGAACCUUCACGAGUCUGCCAAGCGUGUCCUCGACCAGGCUGCCGGUGUAAACAUGAACACCUGGCUAGUGAGCCGCGUGCCAGUAGCCCACGUUGUCUCCAGACCCAAGAUCAGCGCCGAGGGCGUCGUCGAGAAGAAGGGCGAGAAGACUUUCUUCGUCAAGGGCAGGAUAAUGGCAGGCCAGGCUGAUCUGAAGGACAACCCCUUCGGCUACACCGAGUUCAAGUGGUUGACCCGUGAGGAGCUGGAGAAGGAGUUGCCCAAGGCGUACUGGAAGGGCGUGCGCAACAUGAUGACUGAUAGGUAA
Fusarium sp. VM40 is the source of this 1002-nucleotide messenger RNA. NCBI's taxonomy places the organism in Eukaryota, Fungi, Ascomycota, Sordariomycetes, Hypocreales, Nectriaceae. The record is from the annotation of a GenBank genome assembly.